AUGUUUUAUACCUUUCCUUCAUCUCUUUCUUUCAUCUCUUUUAUUUUUCCCUUUCAUAAAAGAAAUUUUUUCAUUUUUUUUUCAUUUUUUUUUUCUUUUUCAUUUUUUUUCCUGUAUCUUUUAUUCUUUCCUAUCUUUCGUUUCUUUUAUCUCCCUUAUUUCUUUAUCUCUUUCAUUCCUUUAUAUGUUUCUUUUCUCCCGACAAUAGGAGAAACUAAUAUCCUUUUCUUUCUUUUUCUGACUCAUCAACCUGAUUUAUUUCUUUUCUCCUCUUUUUUUCUUCAUAACAUAUUUCUUUCUUUCUCUCUUUUUCUUCAUUCUUUUCUUUCUCUCUUUCUUCGUUUCUCUCUUUCUUCGUUUCGUUUCUUUUUUCGUUUCGUUUCUUUUUUCGUUUCCUUUCUUUUUUUUGUUUCUUUCUUUCUUUCUUUCUUUUUUCUUUCUUUCUUUCUUUCUCUUGUUUCGCGCCUCUUUUUUGUACCCGUCAUUUUUUAUACGCGUUACUUCUUCAUUCCUUUUUUUUCUUAUUCCUAUUAUUAUUCCCUUUACUUUCCUUCCCCUUUACUUUCCUUCCCCUUUACUUUCCUUCCCCUUUACUUUCCUUCUUCUCUCAACCCUCUUUCCUUUUCCCAUGCACUGCCCUCCCUACCAAAUCUAAAAUCUUUCCUUUCUGACGAUUCUGUUUUAUCAUUUCCCACCUUCCUGUCAAUCCCAAAUUGCUGCCUGCCACUUCCGCCAUCGCCUAAAUCGCUUGGCUAA
Messenger RNA from Acanthosepion pharaonis, 756 nucleotides. The record is from the annotation of a GenBank genome assembly. Lineage: Eukaryota; Metazoa; Mollusca; Cephalopoda; Sepiida; Sepiidae.